Messenger RNA from Ziziphus jujuba (common jujube), 1783 nucleotides. RefSeq names its product protein DETOXIFICATION 3. The transcript is spliced from 7 exons. NCBI's taxonomy places the organism in Eukaryota, Viridiplantae, Streptophyta, Magnoliopsida, Rosales, Rhamnaceae. Gene Ontology annotation, cellular component: membrane. The record is from RefSeq and is a predicted model, not a curated record. Gene Ontology annotation, biological process: xenobiotic detoxification by transmembrane export across the plasma membrane. Gene Ontology annotation, molecular function: xenobiotic transmembrane transporter activity; antiporter activity. Bases 34 to 1455 code for a protein of 473 amino acids.
AGGGUCACUAAACAGAAAUAACAAAAUAAAGAAAUGGAAGAGAUGGGUGAAGAGAGGAAAUGGGUGAUAAGAAAGAGUGAAUUUGUAGGAGAGAUGAAGAAGGAGGGUUUGAUAGCUGCUCCAAUGGUGGCAGUUGGGGUUUUACAGUACUUGUUACAAGUGGUUUCAGUGAUAAUGGUUGGUCAUCUUCAUGACCUCUCCCUUUCUAGUGUUGCCAUUGCCACCUCUCUCACCAACGUCACUGGUUUUAGUCUUCUUUCAGGAAUGGCUGGUGGAUUGGAAACUCUAUGUGGGCAAGCUUUUGGAGCAGAGCAAUAUCAAAAACUUGGAACAUAUACUUACACUGCAAUAAUCUCUCUCAUUUUGAUUUGUCCCCCACUAUGUGUCCUCUGGAUUUUCAUGGACAAAUUCUUGAUCCUAGUAGGCCAAGACCCUCUAAUCUCAUCCCAAGCCAAAAGCUACUCAAUGUGGCUAAUUCCUGCUCUCUUUGCUUCUGCAAUCCUUAAACCAUUAACUCGCUAUUGCCAGACACAGAGUUCAAUAAUUCCAAUGCUCUUAACCUCCUUCACCAUCUUACUUUUCCACAUACCCACAUGCUGGACUCUAAUAUAUAGACUGGAAUUAGGGAAUCAUGGAGCGGCUAUAGCAUUUAGUUUAUCAACUUGGUUGAAUGUGAUUUUGCUGGGAUUCUAUGUGAGUUUCUCUAAAGCUUUUGAGAAAACCAGGAUUGCAUUUUCUAAAGAUGUUUUUCUUGGUAUUGGGGAGUUCUUUCGUUUUGGUGUCCCAUCUGCUGUGAUGGUUUGUCUUAAAUGGUGGUCAUGUGAGCUGCUUACUCUGCUUUCUGGUCUUUUGCCCAACCCAAAGCUGGAGACUUCUGUGCUUUCAAUAUGCCUUACAAUAUCCACUUUGCACUUUACCGUACCAUAUGGAUUUGGAGCUGCUGCAAGCACUCGGGUUUCGAACGAACUAGGAGCUGGUAAUCCACGGGCAGCUCGGAUGGCUGUUUUGGUAGCCAUGUGUCUUGCAAUUACAGAGGCAGUAAUUGUGAGCACCACCCUAUUCUGCUGCCGCUAUAUUUUAGGAUAUGCUUACAGCAAUGACAAGCAGGUGGUGGAGUAUAUUGCAGCCAUGGCUCCUCUGCUUUGUCUCUCUGUUUUUUUGGACAGCUUACAAGCAGUUCUUUCAGGAGUUGCUAGAGGAAGUGGGUGGCAGCACAUAGGGGCGUAUAUAAAUCUUGGGGCAUUUUAUAUGGUUGGACUUCCAGUUGGUGCUGUACUAGGUUUUAUUGUGCAUUUAAGGGGAAAAGGACUUUGGAUUGGAAUAGUGAUUGGUUCUGCUGUUCAGUCAAUUCUUCUUUCUAUUGUCACUGCUUUCACCAGUUGGCACAAGCAGGCAGUUAAGGCAAAGGAAAGGAUAUUUCUGAAGAGAUCCUCAGAAGACAUUGAAACAAAUUGAAUGGUUAAAUUAAAGGCCACAACUCUUGUAAAGUAGUACGAUGGCAUAUCAAUCUUGAAUCUUAUUCAGUAGAGUAGAAUCCUCAGCUAGUACAGAGUAUUUGAAGAUGGGAAGGACUAUGCUUUUUAUGUUACACAGUCCUUACGACAGAUUUGUAUUCACGUUUCUAAUUAAUAUGUAUAUAUAUUAGUCAGUCUUUCUUUAAGGAUAAAAAUUUAAGGAUGUCUUUGUUAGAGACAAUGAUGCAGUUUAAUAAGUUUUGUCACUCUAUUUAUACUUUGGAUACAUGUUGUAUUAUCUGGUUGUUAGCGACAGUCUUUCUAUCUUU